Molecule: messenger RNA, 3201 nt
Organism: Euleptes europaea (tarantolino)
Lineage: Eukaryota; Metazoa; Chordata; Lepidosauria; Squamata; Sphaerodactylidae
Product: retinal guanylyl cyclase 2-like
Exons: 18
Coding region: 1-3201 (1066 amino acids)
Biological process (GO): receptor guanylyl cyclase signaling pathway; intracellular signal transduction; cGMP biosynthetic process
Molecular function (GO): ATP binding; guanylate cyclase activity; peptide receptor activity
Source: RefSeq, a predicted model, not a curated record
AUGAUCAUACCUCCUCUUCCGGUAGACGGCACGGUCUUUAAAAUCGGCCUGGUUGGGCCAUGGAACUGUGACCCGUUUUUUGCCAAGGCCUUCCCCCAAGUGGCUGCCAAGUUAGCUAUGCAACGGAUAAAGAAGGACUCCUCACUUAGUGUUGCCAAUGAAUUGGACUGGACGUUGCUGGAAGAGGACUGCCACACCUGCAAAGCCCUCGCUGGAUUCAUCGGCUACGAAAAACUCUCAUCGGCUUUCGUAGGGCCUCUGAGCCCUGGCUACUGUGACGCAGCCUCUUUGCUCAGUAAGGCCUGGAACAAGGCCAUCUUCUCAUGGACAUGCGUCGGCCACGAGCGGGACCAUCCACACUGCCCCCCCAUGCUCAUCGGAACGCUGCCCUCCUCCACCAGCGUCCUCGUGGCUGUGCUGAGAUAUUUUAACUGGGCUCACGUCGGCAUCAUCUCUUCCCAGGAGGACUUCUGGGUGGACACAGCCAAUCAGCUGGCCGCCGCCCUGAGAAACCAGGGGCUCCCUGUCCAUCUCGUUGUGACAAUUGAUGAUGAAGAUUCAAGAGCCAAAGGGACUUGGUCAAGGAUCCGGGCUGCUGGGGAUGUGAAAGUGAUAAUUCUGUGCAUGCCUUCUGCUCUGGUCGGAGGGGAAGACCAGGCCAUGCUGCUAAGCCAAGCUCAGGAAAUGGGCCUGGCCGACAGGAGGUACAUUUUCGUGCCCUAUGACACCCUACUCUACAGCCUUCCUUAUCGGAACCAUUCCUACUUCCUCCUCGACAAGGACCGCACGUUCCGGGAAGCUUAUGACGCGGUCUUGACGAUCACCUUAGAAUCUGGAGAGCAAACGUUUUACAAAGCAUUCGAGGCAGCGAAGGAAAGGGGUGAAAUAACAACAAAUUUGGAGUCGCAGCAGGUGACUCCUCUCUUUGGGACCAUCUAUGAUGCUAUUUACCUUGUCGCAAAGGUAUUAGAUAAGGCACGACGGCCUGGGACUUCUGAGCUCUCGGGGAUGACACUGGCAGAACAUGCGAAGAACCUCAACUUUGCAGGAUUCAGCCACAGGAUCCAGGUCGACAGCAAGGGGAAGGUGCUAGCCAAUUACGUGAUCCUGGACACGGAUGGCAAAGGGAGCUCCUUAUUCCCUACAUGUUUGCUGGUUACAUCCUCUGGCUUGGUACAGUCCCUGGGAAGAGCCAUACACUUCCCUGGAGGAGACCCUCCCCCUGCCGAUUCCAGCUGCUGGUUCGAUCCAGAUGUUCUGUGCAUUAGAGGCAUGGAUCCACCCAUUGCAGUCAUGGUAUUGCUGCCUCCCCUAUUCCUGCUCCUGUUUGGAAUAUGCGUGGUUUAUCUCAUCAGGCACAGCGCCUUCUAUCGCCAAAUUAUCAAGGGGUCAAAGAAAUUGCUGCUGACCCUGGAUGACCUCACUUUUGUGAACGCUAAGUUGAGCCGCAUGAGGCUGACCCUGGACAACCUCAGCGAGACCAAAAGCCACUCUGAAGGCCGGAGCCUGAGAUCGGCCACACGCUCCUUGUCCAUGAAAAGUGCUGCUGUGAGCUAUGAAACCUCCAACGUGGCGAUGUAUGAGGGAGAUUGGGUGUGGUUGAAGAAACUGGAGCGUGGAUCCUCUGGUGACCUGAGGCUGCCUGCCACCUCUUUGUUAUGCAAGAUGAAGGACUUGCGUCACGAGAACGUGAAUCCCUUUCUAGGCCUGUUGUCUGACGGCAGCCUCUCUGCCAUCGUGGUGGAAUUCUGCUCCCGUGGGAGCCUGGAGGAUUUGCUGCAGAAUACGGACAUCAGACUGGACUGGAUGUUUAAGUCCUCUCUCCUGAUGGACUUGAUUAAAGGAAUGAAAUAUUUACACCACCAGGAUAUUCUACACGGACGCCUGAAGUCUCGAAACUGUCUGGUGGAUGGACGGUUUGUGCUGAAGAUCACUGAUUAUAGCUACAGUGAAUUUUUGGCAGCCCAACAACCUCUACAUAUUCCGCCACCUGCUGAAGAAUUGCUCUGGACAGCUCCAGAGUUGUUGAGAAAUCCAGUAGUAUUCCCGAAAGGCACCUUAAAAGGAGACGUGUACAGCUUUGCCAUGGUUCUCCAAGAAGUUGUCUUGCGGGGCCCGCCAUAUUGCACAUCCCAAGUCUCCGCUGAAGAAAUUAUACGCAAGCUGAAGAAACCACCGCCCUUGUUGCGUCCCAAUGUUUCUCUGGAUAGUGCCCCCUUGGAGUGUCUCCAGCUGAUGAAGCAGUGCUGGAGCGAAGCACCGGAGAGAAGGCCAACGUUUUAUGAGGUUUUUGAACAGUUUAAAACCAUCAACAAAGGCAAGAAGACCAAUAUCAUUGACUCUAUGUUGAGGAUGCUGGAACAAUAUUCGAGCAAUCUGGAAGAUCUGAUCCGGGAAAGGACUGAGGAGCUAGAGCAGGAGAAGCUGAAGACGGAGAAACUGCUGACCCAAAUGCUCCCCCGAUCAGUGGCGGAAACCCUGAAAACCGGCGCUACUGUUGAACCGGAGUAUUUCGAUGAGGUCACCAUCUAUUUCAGCGACAUCAUCGGCUUCACCACCAUCUCUGCCCUCAGUGAGCCCAUUGAGAUUGUGGAUCUCCUGAAUGACCUUUACUCUCUGUUUGAUGCUAUCAUUAGCCAUCACGAUGUUUACAAGGUGGAAACCAUCGGCGAUGCCUACAUGGUUGCUUCGGGGCUCCCGAAACGAAACGGUCAGAGGCACGCUGCUGAGAUCGCCAACAUGGCUCUGGACAUCCUCAGCUCGGUAGGGUCUUUCACGAUGAAGCACCUUCCUGGCGUGCCCAUCAGGAUUCGGAUGGGGCUGCACUCGGGGCCUUGCGCCGCCGGAGUUGUGGGCCUCACGAUGCCACGGUACUGUCUGUUUGGGGACACUGUGAACACGGCUUCACGGAUUGAAUCCACUGGGUUGCCAUACAGAAUUCACAUCAGCCAAAACACCAUGAAGAUACUAAGGAGUCUGAAUGAAGGCUAUAAAACCGAGUUCAGAGGGAAAACCGAGCUGAAGGGAAAAGGUUUAGAAGAGACAUACUGGCUAGUCGGGAAGAGAGGUUUUGCAAAACCGCUGCCAUCCCCUCCCGAAGUGAAACCUGGGCAACCCUGGCAGGAUACGGUGGUCCGAGAAAUCAAGGCUGCGUUGAGGGACCCAAAGAGGAAGUCCAUCAGCAAGCAGAAACCAUCUUAA